Bombina bombina (fire-bellied toad) is the source of this 963-nucleotide messenger RNA. RefSeq names its product nephrocystin 4 (gene NPHP4). The transcript is spliced from 6 exons. Gene Ontology annotation, biological process: protein localization to ciliary transition zone; negative regulation of canonical Wnt signaling pathway. The annotation marks the transcript as partial. The record is from RefSeq and is a predicted model, not a curated record. Lineage: Eukaryota; Metazoa; Chordata; Amphibia; Anura; Bombinatoridae. Gene Ontology annotation, cellular component: cytoskeleton; ciliary transition zone; ciliary basal body.
AUGGAUUUUCUGAAGUCGGUCAUUGAGACCAAGAUGCAGAAGCAGGCGGUCAUUUGUGCUGCUGGCGUAUUUUCAUUGCCAAAUUCAUUCUUGUUAAACAGCAACACGCUAAAACUGGAUUUGCACAAUUUGUGGUGUGUUGGUGUUGCACAGGAAUUGAUUCGGCAACAUAAAUACCCAACCGGCAUGAAGGGCCUUCCGGAUUCUGAGGGACGCGUUUGUGAACAAAGGCUAAAGAGAUCAGUGUCGCUUCCUGCCUCAAAGUCACGCAUCAUUUCUGCCCAUAAUAGCCGAAGUAGCUUUCGUGGGGGAAGCCUUUUUUCAAGCAGUACUUUGGGUGGAGGAAAAAAUAUCUCCCAAGCUCAGAAAUUGGCUGACUUAGACAGUGAGUUGGCAGCAAUGCUGUUCAGUCGAAUGAAAGAUGUUAGCAUCGCAUACCAACACACAAACAGUGAGACAGAUGCUACGCAGAGACGCAAGAAGGAGAGGAUGAUGGCCGUGAGACAGCAUGAGUCACAAGAGAACAGUAACUUAAGAAAAUCACUGAGACUGGCGCAACACGAGGAGCGCACUCAGCACACCAGAGACCUGCAGAUCAUCGAAGCAUAUAGGGAACGAACAAAAGCAGAGAGCAUCUCUAGUAUGCUGAAUCAGGCCAUUACCUCAAAUUAUACCGUCUAUGCCACUCUAGGCACUGCAGAAUUCUUUGAGUUUGAACUUAAAAAUCCGUACAACACCCAGUACACGGUUUCUAUUGAGAUUGAUAGCUCAGACCUUAGUGUGAUUGUGGACACACGGGAAUGGAAACAUUUUAAAGAGUUAACAAAUACAUUAACACCAAUAGAGGAAAAUAUGUUUCACAUGCAAGAAAAUACUCCUCAACUCUAUUUAAGACCUAAGGAGACCGUUUAUAUCCCAUUUAAGUACCAAACCUUUACUGUAGACUACAUGACUAUAUUACAG